Molecule: messenger RNA, 2403 nt
Organism: Amblyraja radiata (thorny skate)
Lineage: Eukaryota; Metazoa; Chordata; Chondrichthyes; Rajiformes; Rajidae
Gene: bbs10
Product: Bardet-Biedl syndrome 10
Exons: 3
Coding region: 99-2183 (694 amino acids)
Biological process (GO): chaperone-mediated protein complex assembly
Molecular function (GO): ATP binding; ATP-dependent protein folding chaperone
Source: RefSeq, a predicted model, not a curated record
CUGAGUUGCUGCAGCGUUUUGUGUCUGUGUCCAUGCUGUAUGACUGUGAGGGAGGUGUUAUUGCCGUGUGUGAGUGAUGUUUGUGGUUCUGUGCAGGGAUGUGCGCUGAGCUGGAGGUGGGGACGCUGGUGCAGGUAGCGGAGGCCCUGGAGAGUGUGUUGUCCCCGUGCUUCGGUCCACAAGGUGGCCAGGUACUGUUCACCAGUGCCACCGGUGAGAUGCUCAUCACCAGGGAUGGGGCGACUAUCCUGGACUCACUGAUGCUGGAGCACCCCGUUGCAAGGCUGCUGGUGAGAGCUGCGCUGUCCCACUGCGAGCAGACGGGUGACGGCUGCAAGUCGCUGGUGCUGCUGGUGACGGGGCUACUGCGGGCGGCACUGCCCGGGGGCAGGUGCGGGCGUCUCGGCCUGUGCCGGGGUCUGGCCCGGCUGGAGCGGGAGGUGUUGCCACGGCUGCUGGCCGAGCGGCUGGGCCCUCACUGUGUCAGGGCCCCGGGGCCAGGGCUGGGGCUGCUGGAGGUGGCGACACGGGUACUGACGGGCGGCCUGGCCGGUAAGAUAAGCCCGGUGCAGGUUGCCUUUCUCAGCCACCUGGCCUGUCGCUACCUGCGCCUGGUGUCGGGCGGUGGGGCCGGGGGGUUGCGGCGGGCAGUGCGGCUGUGCUCAGGUGGGUUGGCAGGGCUGGCGCUGGCGGUGGGAGGGCUGCCGGUGGGGAAUAGCCGGGUUGUGGAGGGGCUGCCACUAUCCAGAGGGCUGGCGGUGGAGGGGCUGCCGGUGGGGGAUAGCCGGGUUGUGGAGGGGCUGCCACUAUCCAGAGGGGUGGCCGUGGACGAUGGUGGCGGCUGCUCCUCCCGGGGCCCCAGCACCAGGGCGCUGCUACUGAGCGGCCUCCUCCUCCCCUCACUCACCCAGUGCGGCUCCACACUUGCCCCCAGCCCCGCCACCCUCCCCGGGGCCCGGGCCCGCCACUCCGCCCACCUGCAGCGCUCCCUGGCCGGCCUGCAGCAGCUGGGGGUCACCCUGCUACUGUCUGGGCCCCUGCAGCCCGGCCCGGUGCUGGAGGAAGCUGCCGCCCGCGGAUUCUCGCUGGUCCACGGGCUGGGAGACGGGGAGAUGGCGCUGCUCGCCCGCCUGAGCGGGGCCCAGCCCGUCUCCUGCCCCCGCCUCGCCAGCCCCCGGCACGUCGUGUCUGUACGCUUCCUCCGCCCGCUGCCCACCGGCCCCGGGCUGCUGCUCGGUCUCCGUCUCCCCGCCCGUCUGCGGCCACAUUGCCUGCUCGUCUGUGCCCCGAUGCCCACCCUCGCCCGACAGCACCUACACGCCAUCGCCAGCGCUUACCGCCUGCUCAACAUGUUGCUGCCCUGUCAGGGGCCCGGGGAGGGACAGGGGCCAUGGGAGGGGGACGAACAGGGACCCGACCCUGGAGCCCCGGGCAAGGGAAGCGAGAGAACCACCGCUGGGGUCCCGGAGUGGAAGGGACGGGGCCCAGACAGGGACACGGAGGGACAGGGGGGAGGGAGGGAGGGAGCCAGCGCUGGGAUCCCGGGGCAAGCGGGGAGUGAGAGAUUCGACCCAGGGGAUGCAGGGACGGGGACAGCCGGCCCAGGGAUCCCGGGGCAAGAGGGGGAACAGGGGAGGGAAGGUGGGCAAGCAGGACUCUCGGGGAUUGCAGACACCGAGGGCACGAAUGGCCUCAUCACGCAGACCCUGGCGUCCAGUGGCUGCCCGGGACCUGUCAGGCUGGGGGCCGGUGAGGCAGCCGCUGGGCCCUGGCAGUGGGGGGAGUGGGAGCCCCCGGCCGGCAGCCUGCUCCCCGCGGGAGGGACAUUUGAGUUGCUGCUGCACCACUAUCUGGAGCUGGAGUCCCGGCAACAUCGAUGCCCCGACACCCGGCUCGCCUGCCGGCUGCUGGCCGAGGCCGUGCUCACCAUCCCCCGCCACCUGCACGGCGGCUCCAGUCCUGGCACCGGCUCCAGCCGCUCCUUCUUGCUGCGGGCCCGGCUACAGGCGGGGAGAGCGGUGCCGGGCGGUCGCUGCCCGCUGGACGUGGUGGCGGCCAAGUGGCUGCUGUUGCUUUCCGCGCUGCAGUGCGGGCGGCGGCUGCUGGCUGUGGACAGAGCCCUACCCGUCCGCCGGCUCCAGCCCGAACACCGGGCAGCGGCCCACACCUACACCCCGGAUUGAUCCCAACCCCAGCACCGGGCAGCGGCCCACACCCACAUCCAGCACUGAUCCCAAUCCCAGCCCGGCCCCAACACCGGGCAGCGGCCCACACCCCGGACUGAUCCCAAACCCAACCCCAGCCACAACACCAGCACCGGCCCACACUCUGGACUGAUCCCAACCCCGGCCCCAACACCGGGCAGCGGCCCACAUCCACACCUCGCACUGAUCGCAACCCCAG